GGUGUCUCACAGAGAUAGCCAGCCUCAGGGAUGUCAUAAAAGGGCCGUUGAAACACAGGGAGAAGGCCAGGCACAGUGGCUCAUGCCUGUAAUCCCAUCACUUUGGGAGGCCGAGGCGGGCGGAUCACUUGAGGUCAGGAGUUUGAGAGUAGCCUGGCCAACAUGGUGAAACCCCGUCUCUACUAAAAAUACAAAAAAUAGCUAGGCGUGGUGGCGGGUGUCUGGUGUCUGUAAUCCCAGCUACUCGGGAGGCUGAGGCAGGAGAAUCACUUAAACCCGGGAGGCAAAGAUUGCAGUGAGCCAAGAUCAUGCCAUUGUACUCCAGCCUGGGUGACUGAACGAGACGCUAUCUCAAAGAAAAAAAAAAAAAAAAGGAAAAAGAAAAAAGAAAAGAAACACAGGGAGAAAUGAACUUGUACAAGUGGUGCCAUGCGCCUUGUGGGAGGAGUUGGUGGAAUUAAGGUUGCCUCUGGGAAAUGAUCUUUGCAGAUAUAAUUUGUCCCAUUGGAAAUGCAGGCUUCUGUGUGAGUGUCUCAGAAGUGUGGGGCACUCUUGUAAAUGGCAUCUGUGUCAUUUGGGCCUAGAGGCAUCUUUCCCCCAGUGCUGGGAUCCCAGAAUAAGUAUCAGAGCAGCAGGCCUCUGAAGAUACCAGGGUGUCCUGGGUCCCAUGGUGUUCUUCAUGACUGCGAGGUCCCUGCAGAAAGGAAACCAGGGAGGAGGCUGGGAGGGGCCAUGCACCUUCUCAGCACAUACGGUGUGGCCAUUUCAUGUGAGCCAGCUCACUCUGAGAGAGCUCCCUCGUUCUGAAAGAGACCACCAAAAUAACUGCCUUUCACCCUUAGAGGGCCUGCCCACCUCCUUUACCACCUGCUUUUUUCUUUCCUUUUUGAGACCGAGUCUUAUUCUGUCACCCAGACUGGAGUGCAGUGGCAUGAUCUCGGCUCACCGCAACCGCUGCCUCGCGGGUUCAAGUGAUUCUCCUGCCUCAGCCUCCUGAGUAGCUGGGACUACGGGUGUGUGCCACCACACCCGGCUAAUUUUUGUAUUUUUAGUAGAGACAGGGUUUUGUCCUUUUGGCCAGGCUGGUCUCAAACUCCUGGCCACAAGCGAUCCACCUGCCUGGGCCUCCCGAAGUGCUAGGAUUACAGGCGUGAGCCACCGUGCCUGGCCAUUUACCACCUGCUUCUAUAUGAGAAUCAAUUUCAGGCAAUGAAUGAAAGUUUGGCUAAUUUUUCCACUGUUCCUUGGAGCUAGGAUGAAGUUACUUUCUUUGGCUUGGAGAAGGAAGAAUUCCUGUGUCCUGAGCCUCAGAAGGUCUACCUGGCCUGGGGCUGUGGCCCAAACCAUAGAUGGAGUCAGAGAGCUGAACUUUUCUGCUGAGGUUGGCUUCCGUUCCCCAGCUCGCUGGCCGGGUUCCUGCCCUGUUCUUCCCUUCUGUAGUGGGAUUGACAUUCAAGGACAUUUCGUUAAGCUGAGGCUCACACUGAGGAGAAAAAUAAAUGUGUGGGUGGCCCCAGACCUUCCCUUUCCAUAUUUUCCUUUCCAAACUCCAUGAAUUAGUGAGGCCUGACUUCAGCAUCUUGCCAUCCGGGAAGGAACCGGAGAUGGGGGAGACAAGGCUGUUUCCUUCUUCCUCGAUGACACUGUGCAUCUGUGCCCCCACCUCCAUCUCAGUGCUCAGGGGAAGGCUUUGGGGAUCAUUUUAUCAUUUAGCUGCACCCAGAUGCUAUUUUGGGAGCACAUAUUUUAUUCAGAUUGAGUAAAAGCUGGUGGAGAACAGGAUGUCCACUAAGAGAGCCCGGGGGAUUCACUACUUCCAGUCCCUGGUCAUGGGCGGGACCAUCAUUUUACCCUGAAAACAAAGGAAUUUUCUCCUCUCCAAAGAGCCAGUAAUUUGCUGGUCGAUAUUCCUGGCGACUUUUUGCAUUAAGUGCUGCUCUAAAUCAAAUAUUGAUGUUCUCAUAAAGGUUUAGUGCACAUGAGUGCAACUCUUGUCGACUUGGAGCAUUUCACUGGUGUCAUGGGGAAAAGUUCAGUAAAACUUGUAAAUUAGCUGGUUUUCCCUUCCCAGAAUGUGCCUUUCUUUUGCAGAGGAGAUGAACCCUGUCUGCGUGUGGCAUUCAGCCUCUGGGAUAUGGGGCUGGCCCCAGCUCAGUACCUGGGGUGGUGUCUGCUCCAGGGGCCUCGGUGCUUGGCUUCCAGAAGAAGCAAGCACUGGUUUUGCUGCCUGUUGUCUGAGUCCAGCCUGCCAGUGGGUUCUCUCUGGCCUGGGUUGCAUUUUUGAAAGAAACUUUUCAUUUCCCAAUAAUAUUAGGUUUACAGAGAAGUCGUGAAGAUAGUACAAAGGAUUCCUGUAUAUCUUCCAUCCAGUUUCGGUUCUCCUAGCGAUCACAUGUAUUACUGUAUGCUUGUCAAAACUAAAAUGGGCUGGGUGCAGUGGCCCAUGCCUCUGUAGUCUCAGCACUUUGGGAGGCUUGAGGCUGAAAGAUUGCUUGAGCCCAGCAGUUCGAGACCGGACUGGGCCACAUAAUGAGACCCCGUCUCUACGAAAAAUAAAAAAAAAAAAAUUAGCCAGGCAUGGUGGUUCAUGCCUGUAAUCCCAGCUACUUAGGAGGCCAAGGUGGGAGGAUUGCUUGAGCCUAAGAGUUUGAGGCUGUAGUGAGGUAUGAUCACACCACUGCACUCCAACCUGGGCAACAGAGUGAGAUUCUGCCUAACGAAAAAAAAAAAAAACCUAAGAAACCAACACCAACGAAUACAUUACUAUUAACCAUUCUCCAGACUUGAUUUGGGUUUCACCAGUUUCUGCAUUAAUGGCCUUUUUUUUUUUUUUGGUUUCAGGAUCCAGUCUAAGACACCACAUUGCAUUGAAUCACCUGCUUUCUUAGUCUCCUCUGGCCUUUAACACUUUCUCAGACUUUCCUUGUUCACAGCCUUGAUAGUUUUGAGGAGUACUGGGCAGGGGGGGCUGUCGGGGGGCUGUUAGGUGCCUGGAUGACAAGUGGACAGUUUAAGCCGGUUCCUCAGAUCCUAAUGGAGCUGCCCCCUGCUGAGCAACAGAGGCUCUUUAACGAAGCCACAGCCAUCAUCAGGCACCUGGAGUGGACGGACGCCGUGCAGCUGACCGCGCUGGUCAUGGGCAGCGAGGCCCUGCAGCAGCAGCUGCUGGCCAUGCUGGUGAACUACGUCACCAAGGAGCUGCGGGCCGAGAUCCAGUAUGAUGACUAGGCCGCACCUCUGGGGAGGUGGGGGGGCCCCUUUAGAUGACUCUGUGACUCUGAAGAGGUGGCUUGGGAGUUGGGAGAAGCCCGGCAGAUGCCCCUGGGGAAUCUCCACAUCAUCAGUGUAUUACUAGUAACGUCCUGCUGGAGAGCCCACCGCUGUGCAGUGUCACAUUCCAGAAAUUACCGAUGAAGCAGCAUGUGUUGGUGGCAUGUGCACUGGCCUGCCGUGACAGCCCUCUGACUGGCCCCCCAGUGAAGAGUAAAGGCCUGCCUGCCGCAGGCUUCGGAGGCGUCUGCUGAGUCCUCUCACCCGCAUGGGUCUGGGGAAGUGAUCACGCUCAGCCGACGGUCUGACCACACUUCAUCCUCCCCCCAGGGCCUUCUCAUCUUGGGAGAUGACUCCUCUUCCGAGCACCUGCUGCAGGACUGGAUCCCACCCCCCUGCGGGCCCUGGGGUCUCAGGGCCUUGGAGCAGCCCAUGCUGGAAUCAUGUUUACCUCCUAGUGCAACCCUCCCCUACCCAGGGACUGUCGAAUGGCCCCACGGAGGGGACGGGCGGCCUGCUGAGUGAAGCCACAAAUACUGAGUGGACUUGACCCCGGCCCCCACUAGGCUGCACACCUAGACUCGCCCUGCCAGGGCCUCGCUCUUCCCAUCUGAAAAGUCAUGGUAGUUCUUGAGGUUUACUUCUCAAAUGAAAUAUUUUCAGUAAAAAGUACAGGCAUAUCUCGGAGAUAUUGUGGGUUCAGUUCCAGACCACCUCGGUAAAGCCAACAUCACAAUAAAGCAAGGAAGCGCAUUGUUUUAGUUUCCCAGUGCAUCUAAGUCAUGUUACUGCAUAUUGCAGUCCACUAAAUGUGCAAUAGCAUUAUGUCUAACACAUGUACAAACCUUAAUUUAAAAAUAUUUAUUGUUCAAAAUGCUGACACAGAAACGCAAAGUGAGCACGUGCUGUUGAAAAUGGUGCCAAAUAGACUUGCCUGAUGCCAGGCUGCUACAAACCUUCAAUUUAAAAAAAAACACAGUAUCCACAAAGCAUAGUAGAAUGAGGUAUGCCUGUAUUGCUCUUUCUGAAGUGGUGUGAUAUAAACCAUCUCUAAGAAAUGUUUCUACCCUAAAGAUUUCCCCAGUACAGUCAGCUCUCCGUAACUGUGGUCUCCACAUUUAGAUCCAAACAGCCUUGGAUAGGAAAUAUUUGAAAAAAGAAAUUGCAUUGGUACUGAACAUGUACAGACCUUUUUUUCUUGCCAUUAUUCCCUAAACAAUGUGGUGUAGCAUAUUUACAUAGCAUUUAUAUUGUAUUUGGUAUUAUAAGAAAUCUAGAGAUGAUUUAAAUUAUACAGGAAGGUGUGCGUAGGUUACAUGCAAACGCUAUGCCAUUGCCCAUCAGGGACUUGAGCAUCCUCAGAUGUCGGUGUCUGAGGGUUGAGGUUGCAGUCCUGGAACCCAUCCCCAUGGAUACUGAGGCAUAGCUGUACUGUGUGUUUUCACUUUACUUUCAGAACUACGACUUGAAUGUGAUCGAUUACAAUAAAUGUUUUUCUAAAAAGCCAUUUUCCCACAUAUUAUGUGUAAAAUAUCUCUAACAUUCAAAGUCUUACAAAUGGAACAAGAGGGAAGGUACCGGAUUUGUGGCUUUAAAGAAUGCAAGAGUAGGUCAGGCGAGGUGGCUCAUGCUUGUAAUGCCAGCACUUUUGGAGGCCAAAGUGGGAGGAUCGCUUGAGGCCAAGAGUUUGAAACUAGCCUGCGCAAUAUAGUGGGACCUCCAUCUCUACAAACAAUGUUAUUCCUUGGUCCCCAGGUCCUGGGGCAGGGCAGGGACUUGGGGCUCUCCUCUCAGGCCCUGGAGGCUCAGAGGGAGGCACUUCUGCUGAGGCCCCGCUUAUAGGAAAGCUCAGUAUCCUGGCACCUCCAUGUGUGUAAGGACGUCAGGGUGAAUUAUAACCCAUGGUGAUUAAGGAAGGGCCGAGCCUUUCUCUUGCAGAGCGAUUGCUCUUCUGCUGGCCUCGUCUAGCACAAAUCAGGUGCCCUAGCACAGGCCACACUCCUGGAGUUAAUGAAGCCACUUUAAUCAUUUAUAUGCCACUUAAGUUGAUGGGGGACAGGGCAGGGGUGGGAAGGAGGGGUUGUCUGUCUGUGAAAACUGAGUGUGGCUUUUCUUGUUGAACUGAUCAUUCCUGCUCUUCCUGCAAAUAAGUCCUGCAUACGGUCCCUGGGACUAAAAAUGGAAAAUCACAGCAUGCCCCCUCCCAAUUUUGUAUAGCUUUAGUGGGCCCUAAAGUUGCCCGUUUUUAGUGUAAAGGAAAAAACGUUGAUUUGCAGAUAUCGUGAGAAUGAAACCUCAACAAAGAUGUUUGGUUCAGUGCUUCAAAGUUGGGGGACACUUUUUCCAUGUUGAACAAAUGCCAACUUCUCCGGUUGCUUACAGCAAAUCCUUCUGGAACAAUCGGGGCUGAAAUUGAGUUCCCUUUGUUAGGCAAUUGGGCCCCAUUCAUUCUUACUCGUGCAUCAGGUCCUGGUCUGUGUCAGGCCCAGGGGACACAGGUGGUCCUAGCUCAGAGGCCCAGUGUCCACUGCAGCCCCUCCCACAGCCUGCCCACCCCUACCGCACGGAAAAAUGCCCAGGGAGGAGAUGGUCCAACUCCUGACCAGUUUUGUGUCUGAUGGAGCAGGCCUUGCUGAGUGAAGACGCUGGAACUAGCUGGGUCCUGGGGUGACUUGGAGGCUUUGGGCCUAAAAGGGCAGCCUGAACCUGGAGUCUCAUCUCCCCCAGGAGCCGAAAGCACUUUUCUUGAUUUCCCCCAGGAAAUCAAGCGCUGCUUCUCAGCUCCUGUGGUUUUAGUAUUUAUAUAUCUGUAUCUUCUUUGUAGAAAUUUAUUUAUUUUUGAAUAAGUAAUACCUGCCUGGUAAAAAUUUAAAAGGUACGGGAGGGUGCAAGCUGCAAGGGAAGGCCUUCUCCCAUGCCGACCCCAGAGGCAGACACUGUUACCAAUUUCAUGUGUAUUCCUUUAACUCUGUUUUAAAGUAAGUCUCUGAAAACUGUUCAUUUCCUUUUGUCAGUAUUUCUUGCUGAAAACCUAGAAAAACCCAGAAAAGUAUAAUGAAAUAAAAACUACAAAUUUCACAACCCAGAAAA
Messenger RNA from Gorilla gorilla gorilla (western lowland gorilla), 6360 nucleotides. It is a transcript of the gene C20H19orf12, whose product is annotated as chromosome 20 C19orf12 homolog. The record is from RefSeq and is a predicted model, not a curated record. The transcript has 2 exons. Bases 2995 to 3228 code for a protein of 77 amino acids. Lineage: Eukaryota; Metazoa; Chordata; Mammalia; Primates; Hominidae.